Molecule: messenger RNA, 2018 nt
Organism: Triplophysa rosa
Lineage: Eukaryota; Metazoa; Chordata; Actinopteri; Cypriniformes; Nemacheilidae
Gene: clic1
Product: chloride intracellular channel 1
Exons: 7
Coding region: 16-780 (254 amino acids)
Source: RefSeq, a predicted model, not a curated record
GUAGACCUGCUUCGAAUGGAACGUGAUGUCAUUUCGAAACUUUACGACUUCAGGAUGAGUGAAGAGAGACCAGAGGUCGAGCUGUUUGUGAAAGCAGGGAGUGAUGGUCAGAGUAUCGGGAACUGUCCGUUCUCUCAGCGGCUCUUCAUGGUUCUGUGGCUCAAAGGAGUGACGUUUAAUGUCACCACAGUUGACAUGAAGAGGAAGCCAGAUAUUCUGAAAGAUUUGGCUCCGGGCGCUCAGCCUCCGUUCCUGCUGUACGGCAGUGAGGUGAAGACAGACACCAACAAGAUUGAAGAGUUUCUGGAGGAAACCCUCAGCCCUCCAAAAUAUCCACGACUGGCUGCGCGUAACCCAGAAUCCAACACUGCAGGACUUGAUGUGUUCUCCAAGUUCUCAGCAUACAUAAAAAAUUCCAACCCUCAGAUGAAUGACAAUUUGGAGAAGGGUUUACUGAAGGCCCUGAAGAAGUUAGAUGAUUACCUGAACUCGCCUCUCCCGGAUGAGAUCGACGAGAACAGCUCUGAUGAUGUCACUUCCUCUAGCCGCCCCUUUCUGGACGGUCAGGAGCUCACGCUGGCCGACUGUAACCUGCUGCCCAAACUGCACAUCGUGAAGGUGGUGUGUCAGAAGUUCCGAGGUUUCUCCAUCCCUCGCUCUCUCGCGGCUCUCUGGAGAUAUCUGGAUGCAGCGUAUGCACGCGAGGAGUUCUCCUCCACCUGCCCCAGCGAUGAGGAGAUCCACAUGGCUUACUCCACUGUUGUGAAGGCUCUUAAGUAGAAAAACGCACACACACACACACACACACACUCUCUGUCCACAUUGUCCCGUGUGUUUCAAUAGUUGCUUGCAUUUCUUCAGCACCUGAGGCUUUAUGCAUUGGUGAGGUCCUGACGUCUUAUAUCGACUGAAAGUUUUGUAUUCCCUAGUUUUUGCACACAGAAUUAUGGUGAGCAUGAUGUGUUCUUCAGACCACACACACACAUCAUCUGUACACGUGAAAACAUGCAGCAAUCGUUUAUAGUGUUUUUCUUUCAUGAUGUGAAUCAGCUGGUCUGGGAUUGGCAGAGAGAAAUGGCCUCUAUCCCUUUUUUAAUUAUGACCGUAUUUUUCUCUUCUAGGCCUCUUACAGCCAAAAUUCUUCCAAUUAAAACUGUAUUGACUUCAUGUAGGUAUUUGACAUGCUAAGUGUUUAAUGUGGUCAGAUAAAGGGAAAUGAUGCCCCGAUGAAGUAUUGGCACUUUUUAACAGAUAUAAACCUGGUUUCUGCAUCUCUGUGUCUCAUUCUGCUGCACAAGCCCAUGUUUUUCAUACAUAAACAUCGCUCCAUAUGACCUCAUAUGUGCUAUAUUUGAUAUAAAUAUGAUAAAACACAUGAGGCUUUGUGUGAGAAACAGCCCUGAGUUCUAAAUCUGUAACAUGUGCAAAUCUCUGCAUAUCACUCUUCACUUCAAGCCUUUUAAUGUGUGAGAUGGUGUUUGCAAAAGAUAAAGUCAGUAGCAGGCAGAAAACCGCAUGGGUUGGUUGAUAUUUAACACAGGAACAUUUCACAGUGACUUUAUAAACUCCUGUACAUCAAACUGAUCGUGUCUUUACUGUCUGAGUGCUUUUACAGGCCAGGUCAAUAUCUGACAAGACGUCUGACAGAGAUUAUUUUAUAAGGGACCAUAACCGUUAGAUUGAAGUGUUUCUUAUGUUUCUUGCUGUUUAAAGUUCUUGAUGAGGUCUGAUUCCAAGAUGACAAGCUUUCUAAAUGUUUCUCAACAGUUUUUCUAUGUUUUUUACAUUCGGUAUAUCGUGUCCUGUAUUUUUCUGGUUUCAUACAUUUCAUAACACAACUGUUACUAUAUAUAUUCAAGUGUUUAUGUGGAAUAGAAUAAAUUCAGGGUCAGUAGAGUAAUGAUAUGCUCAAGUAAACAUGUUUAUUCAUUUGCACUUAAUGAGAAGCACAACACAAUGUUUGUAUUGAUUUUUUUAUAGAUUGGAUGAAGGGUUGACAAUAAAAUAUUUAAGGUCUU